Molecule: messenger RNA, 3154 nt
Organism: Ostrea edulis (European flat oyster)
Lineage: Eukaryota; Metazoa; Mollusca; Bivalvia; Ostreida; Ostreidae
Product: large neutral amino acids transporter small subunit 1-like
Exons: 11
Coding region: 159-1622 (487 amino acids)
Biological process (GO): amino acid transmembrane transport
Cellular component (GO): membrane
Molecular function (GO): L-amino acid transmembrane transporter activity
Source: RefSeq, a predicted model, not a curated record
UCCUACAUACCCAUGACUACUUUUACACCCACCCAGUCAACAACACGUUUCUCCAAUUGAGCCAUUGAAGUAACGAAGGUGAUCUAGUCUAUUUGAAGUUUUCCUAAAAAGCAGAGCUUAGUGUCAGCCUUUAAUGAUACAUUUUGGAAGAUACAUCAAUGGGGUCUUCAAAGAAAUCUGAUGAUGUUGGCGAUGAUAAAGUCGAGAAGGUUGUCAUCAAGCGACAGAUCACAUUACUGCAUGGAGUGGCUAUUAUUGUGGGGAUUAUUAUAGGAUCUGGCAUAUUUGUGUCUCCAGUUGGUAUAUUGAAAGAAGUCAAAUCUGUGGGCCUGUCGUUGGUGAUGUGGGUGUUAUGUGGCAUAUACAACACACUUUGUGCAAUAUGCUAUGCAGAACUAGGAACAACGAUACCCGAAUCUGGUGGAGAAUAUAUCUAUAUCAAAAGGGCAUUUGGAAAGAUCCCUGCAUUCGUCUGUCUGUGGAUAAACUUUUUGCUAAUAUGUCCAGUGGGAAUUGCAGCUUCAGCGUUGAUAUUUUCACUUUACAUAUUAAAACCUGCUUUUCCAGACUGUGACAUUCCCGAAGAAGGACUUGCCUUGUUGGCUGCUUGUAUAUUUUGUCUACUAAUAGCAGUGAAUUGCCAUAAUGUCAAAUGGGCAGCAAAGGUCCAGGUGGUCAUCAGUAUAAGCAAGCUAGUUGCGCUGGCCAUCAUCAUCGUCAUUGGGAUGUAUUACAUUAUUGGCAAAGGGGAAACAGAGAACUUCAAAAAUGCGUUUGAAGGAAGUGACUACAGUGCUGGAACAAUUGCUAUUUCCUUUUACUCGGGAUUUUGGGCCUACAGUGGAUGGAGUUACUUGAAUUUUCUUGUGGGAGAACUUGUUGAACCAGAAAGAAAUUUGCCCAGAGCCAUCCUUAUUUCCAUGACUUUAGUGAUUGUGACAUAUUUGAUAGCCAAUGUAGCAUACCUGGGAGUCCUUUCUCCAGUAGAAAUGCUUAAGUCACCUGCAGUAGCUGUGACUUUUGGGGAAAGGACAAUGGGUAUCAUGGCUUGGUUGAUGCCUGUGCUGAUAGCAUUGUCUGUUACUGGCACAAUGAACGGUACUGCUCUGAGUAUGUCCAGAUUGUUUUAUGUGGGAGCCCAGAACAAACAGUUUCCAACAUUCAUGUCAAUGAUUGAUAUGAAGAGGAUGACACCGUCCCCCUCUUUGUUCGUUAUACUGCUUUUGACGAUGUUGUACAUCUCAUCCAAAGACAUCUUUUUUCUGAUUGAGAUGGAGGGAUUUGGAUUUGCCUCAGUUCUUACCAUGGUUUUUGCAGGACAGAUAUAUCUCCGAUACAAGGAGCCCGAUAUUCCUAGACCUAUUAAGGUUCACAUCAGUCUUCCAAUUAUUUUGUUCCUGAUCAGUUUUGGAAUUGUGCUCUUGACAUUUUACCAGAAGCCCAUGGAAAGCUUCAUGGCCCUUGGCUUGGUUGCAGGUGGUCUUCUGUUAUAUUUCAUUGGAACAUGGAAACAAAAACCAAAAGAAAUAGCAGACAAAAUUAAUUCCAUUACUAUCUUAAUCCAGAAGGUCCUUCUUGUGAUGCCUCCAGAUAGCAGUGCUGAUGAAUUGGACUGGGAAUGAUAGUGAUUAUUUCCAAGGCAGAACUAGCUACAAGAGUGACUAUAGAUAAUAAAAAAAAAAAAAAAGGAUGAAAACAUUUGCUCCCAAAAGUACAAAUUUUCUUGUGAAAAAGAAGAAAACACUGGAUGAAGUUUUAUUUGAAAUCUAUUUUUUUGCUGUGUAUUUGUGUGUGUAUUUGUAUACAAUUUUUUACUCAUUGGAUUGAUAGGCACAAGCGAGUUUCUUUUAUCACGAGUUGUCAGUCUGUAAUCAUUAUUCAUGUUGUUGUGAACUUUUAAUAUUUUCAACAUUUUCACCAGAACUACAGGGCCAUUUUCAAUUUCACUUGCUACAAAAUAUUCUUAGGUAAAGGGAAUUUUGUAUUUGUUUAAAUGAAGGGUCAAUCCCAUUUCCAAGGGGAGAUAAUUCUAAAACACAUCACCAGAAAAGCCAUAAAUCACUUGAAAGCUUCCUUGGACUCACUUUUUUCCUUCAAACCAUGCCCACCUGAGUUGGGGAAGGACCACAAUUAUGGUUUUAAAGUUUUACAGAGGAAUAUACAUAAAUUUCUUCUAAAAUUUCAUUCCACGAAGCACAAGUCUACAUUGAUUUAAUACAAAUUUAAGAUAUGCAAGUGUCAUCGUAAUGUGUAUGUUCAAGUUAGUGGAAACCAUGACCUUCAAGGCUGGGACUGGGCCACAUUAAGAAUUUUAAGUUUUACUUAGGGAUAUACUGGAAAGAUCUUUUAAAGUAUUCUUUGACCAGUUUACAUUUUUUCAACUCCAAAUAUUUUUAUGUAGUGUAGAUUUUCAAGAGUUUGUAAACAUGACCCUUGUGGUUGAGGUUAAAAUGUUUAUGAUAUGUAUACAAUUGAAACAUAACCAAAUGACAAUAUACAAUGUAGAUGGCCGUAUUUCUUUUGGUUCAAUAAUUUUAUUCGCUAGUGGAAUAUUUCUGAUUAUUUUUUAUUUGUUUGGUACACUUUAGUUUUAGCUUUUAUUUUUAAAGGUAAAAUAUAUUUUUUAAGUGAAAAAAAAACCUCUUUAUAUCACAAUUAUUCUUCAGUUGUUGCUAUAUUUUAGGCUGAUUUAUUUAACUACCUGCACUGAACAUGGAAAAGUAGCCAAAAGGCACAAAAACGAUUUUCUACAAAUAGUCACUAUGUAGUGUGUUCUUAUGUUCAGAAUCAAUGCUGUUCAACAGUAAUUGUUUGCAGUGAAAAAAAAUCAUUUGAAGGAUGUAUUUAUUUGGCACAUAAGGAUGUGAUACUUUGCCUGCAUAUGCAUAAUAUUUGAGAACAUGUACACAUAUACAUUCUCUGGACAACACCCCCCCCCCCCCCCCCCCACCCCCACCCCCACUCCUGAUGGGUGUCACAGUCUUUGUUUGUGUGUCAAGCUAAGAUCAUUUUUAGAUGGCUUGUAUUUUCAUGCCAGAGGGCUGUUAAAUUCUGAUAUAGCAGACAUGAAGUCAAGCAAAAAUCAUGACAGACAUGUGGAAAUAUAAAAUAUGUCAAUGUUAUCAGUUGAUAUUAAAAUGGAAAGAUCAAUAAA